UAGGCGGAUACCAGCCAAGUCGCAGGAACAAACAUCUGUCAUUGAUUGGAUACGGACAAAAACAACAACACACUGACUUUCAAUCCGCAUCCUAAAAUAGCUAUGGGGUUGGUUUAAAAAGAACAACCUAGCGUACCGCAAUAACUCGCAGUUUUAUCCUAAUGAGGGAGCUCCGUCCUGGCUGAGUUUGGGAGAUGGGAGUACUUAACAUUGCAGACCAGCCUCCUCUGGUACAGGCUAUCUUCAAUAGGAAUGCGGAUGAAGUUCAAUCCCUAUUGCACAAAAAAGAGGAUGUCAAUGCACUGGACCAAGAGCGGCGUACGCCGCUUCAUGCUGCUGCCUGUAUGGGUGAUGUUCAUAUAAUGGACGUCCUCAUCGAAUCAGGUGCCAGUGUUAACGCAAAGGACCAUAUCUGGUUGACUCCAUUGCACAGGGCAGCUGCCUCCCGGAAUGAAAGGGCAGUGGGGCUACUGCUGCGACGGGGAGCCGAUGCAAAUGCUCGAGACAAGUUCUGGCAGACACCUCUGCACGUGGCAGCUGCCAACCGUGCCACACGCUGCGCAGAAACUCUCUUACCCCAGUUGAGCAACCUGGACAUGGCAGAUCGCACUGGCAGAACUGCCCUGCAUCAUGCUGCCCAGAGCGGGUUCCAGGAGAUGGUGAAGUUGCUGCUGAAUAAAGGGGCCAAUCUGAGUGCCAUUGAUAAGAAGGAGAGGCAGCCUAUCCACUGGGCGGCCUACUUGGGGCAUCUAGAGGUGUUGAAACUGCUGGUGUCACGUAGUGCAGACAAGAGUUGUAAGGACAAGCAAGGCUACAGUCCCCUCCACGCGGCUGCUGCCAGUGGUCACAUUGACAUCGUUAAGUACCUGCUGAGGCUUGGAGUAGAGAUCGAUGAGCCAAAUGCCUUUGGGAACACAGCGCUCCAUGUGGCGUGUUACACUGGUCAGGAGGCUGUGGCCAAUGAGCUGGUGAACCAUGGUGCCAAUGUGAACCAGCCCAACAGAAAUGGAUACACCCCUCUGCACCUGGCUGCCGUGUCCACCAAUGGGGCGCUCUGCCUGGAACUGCUGGUCAACAACGGGGCUGAUGUCAACAUGCAGAGCAGAGAGGGAAAGAGCCCUCUGCACAUGGCCGCCAUUCACGGACGCUUCACCCGCUCGCAGAUUCUCAUCCAAAACGGUGGGGAAAUUGACUGUGUGGAUAAGUAUGGCAAUACCCCCCUCCAUGUUGCUGCUAAGUAUGGCCAUGAGCUGCUGAUUAGCACUUUGAUGACCAAUGGGGCAGACACGGCCAGGCGUGGGAUCCAUGGGAUGUUCCCCUUGCACUUAGCUGUGCUCUACGGGUUUUCAGACUGUUGUCGCAAGUUGCUCUCCUCAGGUCAGCUGUAUAGUAUUGUUUCAUCCAUGAGUAAGGAGCAUGUCCUAUCAGCUGGGUUUGACAUAAACACGCCUGACAACUUGGGACGAACCUGUCUCCACGCUGCUGCCUCUGGAGGAAAUGUUGAAUGUUUGAACUUGCUCUUAAGUAGUGGUACCGACUUGAAUAAGAGGGACAAAAUGGGAAGAACCCCAUUGCACUAUGCGGCUGCCAAUGGGAGGUACCAGUGCACUGUGACCCUGGUGAGCGCUGGCGCUGAGGUCAACGAGCCUGACCGGACAGGCUGCACCCCCCUGCACUACUCUGCUGCCUCCCAGGCUUUCAGCAGAGUGGACAGACAUUUUUCUGGAAGCCAUCAAAAUGAAGAGGAUGGGACAAAGGAGUCUUACUUUUGUUUGGAGCAUUUGCUGGACAAUGGUGCAGACCCUUCCAUGGUCAACUCUAAAGGCUACAGUGCUGUUCACUAUGCAGCUUUCCAUGGCAACAAGCAGAACCUGGAACUGCUCCUGGAGAUGUCCUUUAAUGCACUGGGAGACAUAGAGAGCAGUAUCCCAGUGAGUCCGUUGCAUCUAGCUGCUGACCGGGGCCACUGGCAGGCGCUGCGUGUUCUGACGGAGACUGCGGCCUACGUGGAUGUGCAGGAUGGGGCGGGCCGCUCUGUGCUGUACCUAGCUGCCCAGAGAGGCUACGUCCGCUGUGUAGAGGUCCUGCUCGUCCAGGGGGCUUCAUGCCUCCUCAACGACAACAAACGCAUGUGGACCCCUCUGCAUGUUGCAGCUGCCAAUGGUCAUGCAGACUGCCUGCUGAUGAUGAUUGAAAAUGGGGAGGAGGCUGAUCUGACCAAUGUCAUGGACACACAGGGGCAGACCCCUCUGAUGCUGGCUGUGCUGGGAGGCCACGCUGACUGCGUCCAACUGCUGCUGGAGAAGGGGGCCUGGCCCGACGCCAGGGACAAGCGGGGCAGCACAGCCCUGCACAGAGGAGCCGUGUUGGGUCGUGAAGACUGUGUGACAGCCCUACUGGACCAUAAGGCGUCUGUGCUGUGUCGGGACGCCCAGGGCCGCACGCCACUGCAUUACGCAGCAUCCCAUGGCUACACGGACAUACUCAGUGGUCUGCUGCAGGCUGCCAUGACCUCUGACCCCCUGGACUCUCUGCUGGACCACCAUGAGUACACACCAUUACACUGGGCUGCGUUCAGAGGGCAUGAAGACUGUUUGGAAGUUUUACUUGAGCAUAAAUCCAGCACUCACAAUGAGGGAAAUUCUUUCACCCCACUGCACUGUGCUCUUAUGAACGGCCACAGUGGUGCUGCAGAGAUGCUGUUAGAAUCUGCUGGCGUUCACAUGAUCAACACCAGAGAUUCUAAAGGAAGGACUCCGCUCCAUGCUGCCGCGUUUGCCGAGGAUGUGGCGGGGCUACAGCUGGUUCUUCGCCACGGAGCAGAGAUCAACGCCGUGGACCAAAGUGGUCGCUCCGCUCUGAUGGUUGCCUCUGACAAGGGACAGAGUGGCACUGUGGCGAUCCUCUUGCACAGAGCCAAGGCUGACCUGACACUGCUGGAUGACAACAGGAACACUGCCCUGCACCUGGCCUGCAGCAAGGCUCAUGAGAUGUGUGCCUUGCUGAUCCUGGGGGAGAUCCACAACCCCACUCUCAUAAACGCCACCAACAGUGCACUGCAAAUGCCCCUCCACCUAGCAGCUCGUAACGGCCUGGCCACAGUGGUGCAGGCUCUGCUGAGCCGAGGAGCCACAGUGCUGGCUGUGGAUGAGGAGGGACACACCCCAGCCCUGGCUUGUGCCCCCAACAAAGACGUGGCUGACUGCCUGGCUCUCAUCCUCUCCACCAUGAAGCCUUUCCCCCCACGGGACCCUUCUUCCUGCCCCUGCUCCUCUUCCUCCGUCUCCUCGUCCCCUGGUCUCAACUUGCUGAAGCACUGCGGCAUCACCGCUGCCUGCGCACCCCUGCCUAACGGCGGCCUUCACCACGGUUACGUCAAAGACCUCCACGGCACCACGGUGGGCCUGGAUGGGUGUCUGUCUGAAUGAGGCUGAUCCUCAGUCAGUUGUCGUACCAACACCACCACCAAGGGGAGACUCCCUAUAAAACAGGAGUGUGUCCCUGCACCCAUCCACACCCGUGUGUGCAUGUGUGUGUGUGCGUAUGUGUGUGAUAGAGAGACUGUGUAGACUUGGUUUGAGGUGCAGUCAAACUUAUAUGCAAUUAGAUUCCAAACCUCCACCUCCCUGCAGUGCUGGGUACUGAUGGAGACUGAGCUCUCUAGAAGGUCACCAUUCGUCCAAAAUGGACACUAGCAAUCCGGACAUUCUAAAUCAUUAAUCCCUUUAAUUAAAGUCAGCACAAAUUUAUAUCUGACACCUGAAAUUAAAGAGAACUGUGUGUGCACAUAGAUCUCUCUUCUUUCUCCAUAUCAUUCAGUAUUUGACAUCAUAUCAUUGACUAGUACACCUUGUGGUGGCCUUGUAGAGUAAUGCACAGCCUUCCCAAAUGAAAGAUUAAACAGGUGGUGGUAGCAAAGCAUCAUUUAUGAAGGAACCAUACAAGGGAAACAUCCAAGUCUUGUUUAAGAGUGCACUGCUAGUGUACAAAUACAAUCUUUUUUUUUUUUUUUUUUUUAUGGUUGCAAGAUGUACUUCUGUAGUAUACUUUAAAAUUAAGACCUAAAAUUAUUUGGCAUAAAUUCUCCUUCAGAGAAUUUUGUAAAACUGCGUUGAGAAAUAUAUCAGCACGCCUCUUUACAAAAGAGAGCCCUGUUUGGGUUUGCAUCAGUUUGUUCCAAAUGCUGACAUUAUUGUUUAAAAAGCAAAUACGUUUUGUUUAAGCUAGGAUGUUGCUAGGCAUAUAAGUUAUUACCAAAGUUAAUCAACACUACUAUGGCUGAAAAUUAUUUAUUAGAGAUGUACUGAGUCAGAAAAUAGAUCUUGAUAUAGGCUACCUCUUAAACUCAUUUAGCAGCUGCUUUUACCUUCAUCCGGGACCUAGAACCCCCUCUCUCUCUCUCUCUCUCUCUCUCUCUCUCUCUCUCUCUCUCUCUCUCUCUCUCU
Messenger RNA from Hypomesus transpacificus, 4445 nucleotides. RefSeq names its product ankyrin repeat domain 52a (gene ankrd52a). The record is from RefSeq and is a predicted model, not a curated record. The transcript has 28 exons. Bases 195 to 3428 code for a protein of 1077 amino acids. Gene Ontology annotation, molecular function: protein binding. NCBI's taxonomy places the organism in Eukaryota, Metazoa, Chordata, Actinopteri, Osmeriformes, Osmeridae. Gene Ontology annotation, cellular component: cytoplasm.